This is a messenger RNA of Batrachochytrium dendrobatidis JAM81, 1425 nucleotides long. RefSeq lists its product as uncharacterized. Gene Ontology annotation, cellular component: cytoplasm. Bases 1 to 1425 code for a protein of 474 amino acids. The record is from RefSeq and is a predicted model, not a curated record. The transcript is spliced from 7 exons. Lineage: Eukaryota; Fungi; Chytridiomycota; Chytridiomycetes; Rhizophydiales. Gene Ontology annotation, molecular function: protein binding; GTPase activator activity.
AUGCUGGAAACAUCGCUCAAGUCUGUCACUCACGCACCUGGAAUAGCGCUGAACAUUUCAUUUGAACACGCUCUUAAAGACUCGCCGCUUUUUAGAUCUUCUGUUCGUCUGUUUGCUGAUGAACUCGAUGAACUGGAAAAAUGGUUGGUUAAUAUCUCCAAAAUCUGCCGUAUCUACACUGAAUCUCUCACAAAAACCAACGACAUUGGCUUGGCUGUUUCGCGUCGAGUGUCGUCCAACAAAUACAUAAGCCUUUUAGGUGCAUUGUUGCAUACAUAUCAUUUUGGUUCUCAAAAUUUGAUUCAUCUGAUCAAUCGAUCGGACCAGGAAGCAAGGCUGGAUUAUGAAAAAAGUGUCGAGAAAUUCGAGGCUGCAACCAUCAAGUAUGCUGCAUUGCCCAAAUCAAAAGAGUCAAGUGCGCUUUUAGAGGAUGCAUUUAUUUUGUACGAAGCCAGAAAACCCUUUAUAAAAGCAUCCAUCAGCUACGUAUCAAAAAUCAUCAUGCUAAAGUAUAAGCUGGAUAUACAUAUUCCGGAUAUUUUGAUGGCAUUGAUCAAAGUCCACACAGACUAUUUUGAAGCAGGAUGGGAUUUAUUCCACGGAAUUGAAGUUGCUUCCCAAGAUUUGCGCCAAAAACUCGAUAAUGCACGAGCAAUGAGUAGCGAUACCAUCAAACGACUCGAAACCGUCAAGAAUGAGUUUGAAGAGUUUGCAAUCGAGUCGGCAAAACCACGUCUAAAAGAAUCCACUGACCAUUCCAAACUACCAAAUCGGCAAUCUCUGUCAAAAUCCCGCCCUCUAGUCGUAGUGGAGCGCGAGGGAUAUUUGUUUAGAAAAUCUAAUUCGGGUGGAUCAGUAUGGACCCGACGGUAUUUUUCACUCAAGGAUGCCAUGAUAUCAUACAGUAUUGUCGCCACAAGUGGAAAACACAAAGGGAAACUAAUGGCAACCACUGCCUUGAGUGUUGCACUGUGCAAUGUUCGAGUUUCCAAGUUGGAAGAUCGUCGUUUCUGUUUUGAAGUGGAGACCUCUUCAAAAUCCACAUUUGUUUUGCAAGCUGAGACCGAGCAAGAUAUGAACCAAUGGAUAACAGCAAUCAACAGUGCAAAAUCAGUUGCAUUGGCAAAUGGAGCUGCGUCUAUCCCGAUAGACGUCACCAACAUAGAACCGUUUGAGCCCAGUAGUGAAGAUGAGAGUGAUGGAGGCGAAACACUCCAUCAGCUCAAAACACAAAAACCUCGCGAAAGCAUAACAAUUAAUCAAACCACUGCAACUGCGUCAUCUGAAGACGAAAGUUUUGAAAUCGAGGCUUCCGAGUUGGAGACUGAUGGGUCUUUUCCGCAGUGUGCUGAUACUGAGCUUAUUUCAAUGCAAGAUGGGUCUGCAUCCAAGUCAGAGUAUGACAAACCAUUAUUUUUGAUAUAA